UCCUCCCCUUUAACGGCGGGUCGUGUAGCUGCAGUAUGUGCUUUGAGACCACUCUGCUGAAAGUGCGCGAGGCGAGGAGGCGCUGAGCUCGCGCGGUGAGGAAUCUGGGGCGGAGGCUGGUGGACGGAGUCCCGCACAGAAAUAAACGGCGGUCCGGUAUUUUCUCUGUGUUAACAGCAAGUGAAACAUUUCAAAGAUGACUCGGGGAACGGGAAAGUCAAAAGAGGAGACGCUGAUUGAGAUGAGCGAGGCCGGUUCUCCAAGUGGCGGUGAGUGUCCAGAAGAAGAACCACUAAAUAACGAGGAGAACAAUGGCUACCAUUCCACUUUGGACAGUGGGUCCCUUCAGCAUGACGAUGCCAAGUCUUCAUCCAGUCUUUGUUCGGAGUGCUCUGGCACAGUGUCGAAAUGCUCCAGUCAGUCCUCAGUGCUUGUGUGUGAUCAGUGUGAGAAAGAACACACUGAACCUGUUCAACAUCUUUCCAGCCUUGCAGGGAUCUGGAGGAAGAGAACACUGUUUCUGAAGUAUCGCUCAAGGGUGGAUAAACAGCAACAGAGUAAGGACUCUGUGUACUUCAGAGAUGGCAAACGACGGAUAGAUUUUGUUCUGUCAUAUGUUGAAGAUAAAGAAGACAAAAAAAAACAGGAGAGAAGGAAACUGUACGAAGCCAACAUGCAGAAAGCAGGACUGGAACUGGAGCUUGAGGACAAAUCGGAGUCUGAAGAUGGAAAGACAUUUUUUCUAAAGAUCCAUGCUCCAUGGGAGGUGCUGGCCACCUACGCUGAUGUGCUGAAAAUCAAAGUGCCUUUCAAAGUCAAUGAUAUCCCAGAGAAUAGAGAGAUUCCUGUUGGCUGGCUCUUCACACCUUUACGUCUGCCUGAUCAUGUGAUGCAUCCUGACCCGGACUACUUCACGUCACCUUUUGACAAUAACAAGCAGGACUUCUUCCUUAUUGAAGACAAGGAGACCUUCUUCCCCAACUCCACAUGCAACAGGAUAGUCUACUAUAUCCUGUCUCGCUGCCCCUACAAUAAAGACGACAACCUCAGCAAGGACAAGAGAGGCAUUAAGCGGCUGCUGAACAACGGGACCUACACCUCAGCCUUCCCACUGCAUGAUUGCAGGUACUGGAUAAAGUCUCGGGACUCUAGCUGUGAGAGUGAGCGGUAUAACCUGUACAGAUACUGGGCUCGGUUUUUCCGCUUCUACAAGGAGCAGCCACUCAAUCUCAUCCGGAAAUACUAUGGAGAGAAGAUUGGAAUCUAUUUUGCCUGGCUGGGCUUCUACACUGAGAUGCUGUUUUAUGCUGCUGUGGUUGGACUCAUCUGCUUCAUCUAUGGAGUGGCAACUUAUGACAACACAGUCUGGACGAAAGAGAUCUGUGAUGGAAAGAUUGGUGGCGAGAUUGUUAUGUGUCCCCUCUGUGAUAAGACAUGUGGCUUUUGGAAACUCAAUAGCACCUGCAACUCCACCUGGCAAUCACAUCUCUUCGACAACACAGCAACUGUAUUUUUUGCUAUAUUUAUGGGUAUAUGGGUGACCCUGUUUCUGGAGUUCUGGAAGCGGCGGCAGGCCAGGCUGGGGUAUGAGUGGGAUCUGGUGGACUUUGAGGAGGAGCAGCAACGGCUGCAGCUUAGGCCUGAGUACGAGACCAAGUGCACCAGCCGACGCCUCAACCGCGUCACACAGGAGAUGGAGUGGGUUCUAUACCAGCCAGUUGCUGAUUUAAUAGGCAAACUCUGCCUGUGCUGGUCUGCUGUGGUCCUGUGGAUCUCCCUAAUUAUAGCGAGUAUAAUUGGAGUGAUAGCAUAUCGGCUAGCUGUGUUUGCUGCAUUGGCCAGCGUCAUGAAGGACAGCCCUACCAAUAAGCUGGAGGUGGUUGGCUCACUCAUCACCCCACAGCUGGCCACCUCAGUCACUGCUUCCUGCAUCAACUUUGUCAUCAUCAUGGUGCUUAACUUCCUGUAUGAGCGAGUGGCCAUCUGGAUCACAGAUAUGGAGGUCCCUAAAACACAUCUGCAGUAUGAGAACAAGCUGACUGUCAAGAUGUUCCUCUUCCAGUUUGUUAACUACUAUUCUUCCUGCUUCUACGUGGCCUUCUUUAAGGGAAAGUUUGUGGGCUACCCGGGAAAAUAUACAUACAUGUUUCAUAUCAGCAGCCUGAGGAAUGAAGAGUGUGACCCUGGUGGUUGUCUGAUUGAGCUGACCACUCAGCUGGUCAUAGUGAUGACUGGUAAACAAGUGUGGGGGAACAUCCAAGAGGCUCUGCUUCCCUGGCUCAAGAACUGGUGGAGCAGCCGUAAUGCUCGCAGUCACCCUGAGAGUCUUUACAGCCGUUGGGAGCAGGACUAUGACCUCCAGAACUUCAGCCAGUUUGGCCUUUUCUAUGAGUACCUGGAAAUGGUAAUCCAGUUUGGUUUUAUCACACUCUUUGUGGCCUCCUUUCCACUGGCUCCUCUCUUGGCUCUGAUGAAUAAUAUUUUGGAGGUGCGUGUGGACGCAUGGAAGUUGACUACACAGUUUCGUAGACCUGUAGCGGCUAAAGCCCACAGCAUUGGAGCCUGGGAUGAAAUUCUUAAUAUGAUUGCUGUCUUCUCCGUGGUCACCAACGCAUUCAUUGUGGCAUUUACCUCCGAUAUGAUUCCUCGGCUGGUAUAUUUCUACGCUUAUCACCCAGGCAUUGAGCCCUCCAUGCGGGGCUAUGUCAACAACAGCCUGUCUGUCUUCAACAUCUCGCAAAUUCAUUUGGCUAAUACACCUGAUUCUGAUGAGAAUCCUGCUUGGUACAACAGCUCUAUGAUUACCACCUGCAGGUACCGUGAUUACCGCUAUCCUCCAGGCCAUGAGCAUGAGUACUCCCACACCAUGCAGUUCUGGCACAUCCUAGCAGCCAAAAUGGCUUUUAUUAUCAUUAUGGAGCACGUGGUGUUUUUGGUGAAAUUCUUUGUGGCGUGGCUGAUUCCGGAUGUGCCAUCUGAUGUACAGGCUCGUGUAAAGCGUGAGCGCUACCUGGUCCAGGAGUACCUGCACAACUAUGAGGUGGAAAAGCUGAAAAAACAGCUGAAUCAGAGGGGAGGGGGAGACCAGUGCAUCUGUCCAGAAAUAGCUGCCACUGUGAAACAUGAGGUGCUGUCUGAAUGCCUGACCUAGUCCAAGCCUCAUUUCACUUGUGUAAAAAUGAAAGAGGUUUUCUAUCAGGCACUUACCUCAAACUUAGACCCAGACUGUUCUUGCCAUGAUAUCUCUAUAAUCAGUCAUACACAGCUCCUUUCUGCUUAUACAAAUGUACUCAUUUGGACUAGAGAGGUAAAGAUCCUACAUCAGCACUCUUACUUUGAGAAGUCAGAUACGUAAAGCCCAAUGUGGUAUAUUUUUAUUCUUGACCUCUGGACUCGGUCAUGCAUUUCAGAUAUUGGAUUCUGUUGUUCUCUCCACGCUCUGUCUAAAUUUCAGUUUUUCAGUUUACAAACCGUCCUUUUUAUUUAAGUUUUAUUUUUGUUUUCAGACUUUUUUUUCAUAAUCAUUCAGAUAGUGAGUUCCUUGAACCCAUUAUGUAACCAAAGAUAAGAUGCCUUAUUUACAUCUAUAGCUUGUAUUUCUCUCUGCAAGGCAAAAACUGAAUAUGAUAUCAAUACUGAUGCCUAUAAGAGUAAGCUUUCAGAUAAGCAGAGUUUCAGGAGAAAUUUCAGGUUGUAAUUAUUUCGUUUCAUCCUGUGUAGUCCUCUGUAAGAACAUUUUACAUAUUUUUUGCAUUUGACUUUGCAGACAAUUUAAAAAAAGGACCUUAAUAAGCUCUCAAAUAACUAGCACUAAAAUGUAAAACAGUAUUUUCACAAUCAUUACUCUGCGCAGUUGUCACAUCACUACAAAGUGUCCUUUUCUUAGCAUGCAACUUCACAAGGCAGUUGCAAGAAGGUUUUCCUUUUCUUUAAAACUUCCAGUACAUUUAUGCCAAAUAUGAGUGAGUGCACUGCACUCCUUAAGUGCAGUGUGUCUUCUGCCAGCUGAUGUCACUAGUGUAUUCACGCUAUCUAUUUACAGGACAGACAGUUUUGCUGAUGAUGGGUGAAAGCAAUCAGCACCUCAAACCCUGUGAACCAAAUACAGCCAAAUCUUACUUUGCAAAGCCCAAGUGUUAGUACAGUGAAGAGUAAUCAGAGUUUAAUGCAUGACCGAAAGAGCAGACUAGCCACGCUAAUGGCUUUUAACGUGCCUUUGUUUAUCUACAUGCGUAUUACAGUGGAGGAAAGUCCAGCUGUAGUCAAGGCAACUCUGUGAGUGUCUCUUUGUUCCUUUGUUUUUUCUUUUCGUUUUCUGUUCAUUUUACGGGUCAGGGGACAUAAAAGAAAUUUUAUAAUGUUUUUGUCUUGCACAAAGCACUUAAUGAAGAAGGUUUGUCCGUGUGAUUAAUGUAUUUACACUACAGUAUCAGUGUUGCUGUAAUAAAAUGUCUGAAAUCAAGGUGACGGGACACAUCGUCCAGGUCUACCAUGUGUGGAAGAGAUUAGUGGCUGCGUGGAUGUGAAUUACUGUAAAUGCUUUGCCAAAUCUGUCUUUAAUGUUCUGGUCUCUUUUAAGCAUUAUGAAAAAUGGUACAAUGGGUAUCAUUCAGGCAUAUGCGCAGACACCAGCCUAUGCUGAGGCAUAUGCUCUUUGCCCUGAAUCAGCCAAAGUGCCCUUUUAGCUAGUGUUUCAAUUUUUUUCUUUUGAAACAUGUGCCCCUAUAUGCCCUGCCGAAAGUUUGUGCGUAGCUCUGCUAUUGAACAAAGAUGAAGCCCAGAUUUACUGUAGUGGCAAAUUCUAAUUUGCUUUUGCAAAAAUAAGUAGACAAAUAAUUGGUUCUCAUUAGAUAAAGGUUUAAGUAAAUGUCACUCUGGUUGUGCUGAUAUUUGUGACUUGAAUUCUAAAUGUUUUCAUGUGCCGGUUUGUUUAAUUUUUUUUUGGAUUUUUCAGUUUGCCUUUGAUUGUUAAGGAAUUGCGACUGUUAAAUAAUUUUAAGAAAUUUCGUUUCUGAAAUUUAGCUGUUUGCUAUGCACGUUUCUACAUGAAUGCUAUAAGCCAUACACAUAUUCUCUAUGCAUCUAAAGAGGUAGAACGCAAGAAAAGCUGUACACGCUAGUUCGUUCCUACACAAUCCUGCCUGUAUGUUCAUGCUGUCUGCUGGUCUUGGUCUGUGAUGUGGAUACUGUGGGUCCAGAUUGGACCUUAUCUGUAAUGACAAUAGACACUUUUCACGCCAAAUUCAUCUUAAUAUUGUUACUGAUCUCUCUGUUUUUCUUUGUUUUUGAACACAUACAUCAAUUUUAUAAUGCUGGUUAAAGUGAAGUAGUUACCAAGUGGUUCUUGGAUCUGGAUACAUAAAUUAAUAUAGUUUUAAAUCAAUCAAAAAGCCAUUUCUGUGAGUUAUUUUAUAUACUUUCUGACAUAAAUUUGUUCUGUUCUGUACUGUGUGUAUACCAGUCAUGCAAAUAAAUUAUUUGCUUAAAUUA
Molecule: messenger RNA, 5490 nt
Organism: Colossoma macropomum (tambaqui)
Lineage: Eukaryota; Metazoa; Chordata; Actinopteri; Characiformes; Serrasalmidae
Gene: ano5a
Product: anoctamin 5a
Exons: 22
Coding region: 197-3151 (984 amino acids)
Biological process (GO): chloride transmembrane transport
Cellular component (GO): plasma membrane
Molecular function (GO): chloride channel activity; protein dimerization activity
Source: RefSeq, a predicted model, not a curated record